Molecule: messenger RNA, 507 nt
Organism: Budorcas taxicolor (takin)
Lineage: Eukaryota; Metazoa; Chordata; Mammalia; Artiodactyla; Bovidae
Product: major allergen I polypeptide chain 2-like
Exons: 4
Coding region: 1-507 (168 amino acids)
Source: RefSeq, a predicted model, not a curated record
AUGAAGGGAGCACUGCUUGUGCUGGCCUUGCUGGUGACCAGAGAGCUGACCUUUGAGACACAUGAGGUUAGGAAGGAGGCCUGCCCUGUUUUUUAUGAAAUGCAGAUCAUUGUGAACUUUGUACUACCAAGGGCAGCAUUAAAUGAAAACUUUGAUUCGGUCAGUGCUACAGAUGAAGAAAAAGCAGCCUUUGGAAAAAUCCAGGAUUGCUUCAUUGAAGUAGGACAUCAGAACAGGGUUAAUCAUCUGAUAUUUAAGAUUCUCGUGAUCUUCAGCAAGGAUUGCACUGGCUAUAGAGUGUCCACGUUGGUGAAUACUAUUAAAGGAUUCUUUUCCAUUCUGCCCUCUUUACACAUGCGGAUAAAGAGAACAUACCAUGCAGCCCCAGAAACUGCUGAGUGGACUGCGAAGAGGGACCUCACUGACCCUCGAGAUACUAAGAUCAUCCUUAAGAAGAAGAAGGAAAAGAAGAUCCCAGACAAGCCCCUUCAGGAUGAAGCCGCAUAA